This is a messenger RNA of Amblyraja radiata (thorny skate), 855 nucleotides long. Its product is annotated as G-protein coupled receptor 35-like. Gene Ontology annotation, cellular component: plasma membrane. The transcript has a single exon. Gene Ontology annotation, biological process: phospholipase C-activating G protein-coupled receptor signaling pathway; positive regulation of Rho protein signal transduction. The record is from RefSeq and is a predicted model, not a curated record. Gene Ontology annotation, molecular function: G protein-coupled receptor activity. Bases 1 to 855 code for a protein of 284 amino acids. NCBI's taxonomy places the organism in Eukaryota, Metazoa, Chordata, Chondrichthyes, Rajiformes, Rajidae.
AUGGCGUUGUACACCAUCUGUUGUGAGGUCAAGAAACCGACCAAGUCCUUCAUCUACGUGAUGAACCUUGUCGUCUCAGACAGCCUUCUGCUCUUCGCUUUGCCCUUCAAAGUCUACGCCUUCUUCGUCAACAAUGACUGGUCUCGGAAGAUGGGGAAGAAUUUCUGCCGGGUUCUUGAGUCGUUGUGUUUUGUGAACACGUACACCAGCAUCCUGGUGAUCACCCUGAUCUGUGUGGACCGCUACGUGGCCGUCGUGCAUCCUUUCAACGCCAGGACCAUCUCAUCCCCAAGAACGAUCGCGGGGGUCUGCGCUGCGAUCUGGAUUAUCGUGUGUUCGUGUACCCUUCACAUCUACUUUACGAGUCAGUCGGAAUCCUGCUUUUACCACCUCUCCCCUCGCGUCUUGGAUAUUGUAUUCAUUGCCCCUCUCGGCGUUGUGUUUGUGGUCUGCGCCUUGAUUAUGGUCUUAUGUUCCAUUGGGAUUGUCCACAGCCUGAGAGACAGAGCCAGUGAUCCGCGGGACAGGGGCAACGAGAAAUGUACCAAGGUCCUCCUUUCAAAUCUGUUCACCUUUCUCAUCUGCUUCACGCCCUAUCACGCCGCGCUGCUGCUGUACGCUUCCGCUGUGAACGGCUUCAUCUCGGAACAAUAUUAUGAAUGUCUGCGCCACGCUCUACAUUUCACCCUGUACCUGGCCAACGUCAACUGCUGCCUUGAUUCCAUCUACUAUUUCUAUGCCAUCAAGGAGCUGCGGCGGGCAGAGCGAGUAUCCGGCACGGCCGUCCCAAUGGAAGUUGCCGACACAUCAAUGGGCUCGACCGUCAACGAGUUGCGCGACCCUUCUUCGCAUUAA